AUGGCUGCGCGUAGGGGCCGCAUGUGCUGUGUCGCUGCUGCUGUGUCGAGAGAUGCUUUGUUCCAGGCGUGCGUAGCAGUUGCGAGAUUGUCUGGCGCGAGGAUGCGCUGGCGUCGAGUAGAGGCUUUGAUGCCCAGCGUUAUCGAUAUUGAGAAGGACACAGGCCAGCGAUUGGCUAGUCGCCGUGUCCGAGUCUGCUGGUCAGAACGCGAAGGCGAGGCUUCCAGCUGGCUGUUUCCCCCGUUUUGCUGGCAGAGGGGCGAACAAAGAAAGCCAAUCGGCUUGCGUUCAGACCAGGAUCGAGCAGCGCAAGGGCGAGGGUCUCAUGCACGCUCAUCUGCUUUCAUCGACGUGCAGAGCUGGACAGCGGUGGAUAAUGAACGCUCGUGUGAAUCGAUGGUAGACACAGAGCUCGCCGUGCCUCCCAUUGUUGGAGGCGUGCUCACUCGUGUCGAGACGUAUGAGUCAAAGGAGAGCGACGACGGCCAGCAGGGAGGAAACCGAGAAGGCCAGAGCAGCCGCCCAGCGCUUCUCCGGCCGUUCUACCAACCGCCUGCGAACGAGGACCUGUUGUUCACCAAGGACGUGACCGGGGCGUUAGAUCGGAGGCUGCAGAUGGAGAGCGGCCUACAGCCAACUACGCGAACACCCACAGCGUGCCGUGCAGCAGCAGAGGCCAAAGACUUUUAG
Messenger RNA from Verruconis gallopava, 690 nucleotides. RefSeq lists its product as uncharacterized. The transcript has 2 exons. The record is from RefSeq and is a predicted model, not a curated record. Bases 1 to 690 code for a protein of 229 amino acids. NCBI's taxonomy places the organism in Eukaryota, Fungi, Ascomycota, Dothideomycetes, Venturiales, Sympoventuriaceae.